AUGUUUGGAGGCUCGGCGCUAGGGACAAUAGGGCCGCAAAUGAGAUACGUCUUCGGCAGCCUCCGGGGGUUCGACGACGUUGUCCAGCUCACUGUGACAAUUAUGGGUAAUUGUGUGAGAGCGAGUUGGGUUAAUGUCGGACUUACGUGUUCCUCUGCCUCCGAACGUCUACCGCCGCCGUCGGCAGGAGUUUUCGAGAUUAAAAGCAAACAGAAACUGUCCUACGCACAGUUACCGUCCAACUGA
Messenger RNA from Caenorhabditis auriculariae, 246 nucleotides. Lineage: Eukaryota; Metazoa; Nematoda; Chromadorea; Rhabditida; Rhabditidae. The record is from the annotation of a GenBank genome assembly.